ACACAUUGGACAUGUUGGUUGGGACCCAAACACAGGCUUUGAUGUAAACAACUUAGACCCAGAACUGAAAAAUCUGUUUGAUCUGUGUGGAAUUUCAGAGGCUCAGCUGAAAGACAAAGAAACUUCAAAGGUCAUCUAUGAUUUCAUUGAAAAAACAGGAGGUGUGGAAGCUGUUAAAAAUGAACUGCGCAGACAAGGUCCCCUGCGGUGGAGCGCUCCACCUCCACCACCACCGUGCAGAGGAGGACCCCCUCCACCUCCACCACCACCUCCCCAUAGCUCAGGCCCUCCUCCUCCCCCUGCUAGGGGCCGGGGGGCACCACCUCCACCUCCUUCAAGAGCCCCCACAGCAGCACCUCCACCCCCACCUCCAUCCAGACCUGGUGCCGCAGUGCCCCCACCUCCUCCAAACAGGAUGUAUCCUCCACCACCACCAGUGCAUUCAUCAGCUGCACCAUCCGGCCCUCCUCCACCGCCACCACCACCGGCAAGUGGGUCAUCUGUUCCUCCGCCACCUCCUCCUCCUCCACCGCCUCCUGGUCCUCCUCCACCACCAGGCCUUCCUUCAGAGGUUGAUCACCAACUUCCAGUCCCUGCAGGAAACAAAGCAGCACUCUUGGAUCAAAUCAGAGAAGGAGCUCAGUUAAAGAAAGUAGAACAGAACAGUCGACCGGUGUCCUGCUCAGGAAGAGAUGCACUGUUAGACCAGAUUCGACAGGGUAUACAGCUGAAAUCUGUAUCUGACGGUCAGGAGAGUGCACCACCUACACCCGCACCCACCUCAGGAAUUGUGGGUGCGUUAAUGGAAGUUAUGCAGAAGAGGAGCAAAGCCAUUCAUUCUUCAGAUGAAGAUGAGGAUGAAGAUGAUGAAGAAGACUUUGAGGAUGAUGACGAAUGGGAUGAUUGAUCAUAUAUUAUUAUUAUAUAUAUAUAUUUUUUAAGGUGAAUGAUAUACUAAACACUACUUUCUGUCUAUGGAUUCUGUAAAAUUAUCAUGUAAAUGUUCUACCAAUUUGCUGUAUAUUUUUGUUGCCUUUUGCUUUUUUAUUAAUCUGUGCAAUACCUCAUUUAAUCUGUAAAGGUUUGUCAUAAUCCUCUACAAAGCUACUCCCUGUUAAUGUGUGCAAGUUUACACCUGGAUGAUCAUGUACAUGUGAAUACUUUCCAUUCCAUCAAUAAGGGAGUUUAAAUGUAAUAUGUGAGACUUGACAAAUACCUUAAUGUAAUUUAGUUAUAAUGCAAGAAGGAAAACACUAUUUUCAUACCCUACUUUUUCUGUAUCUAAAUUUUCUUAUUAAAACCUAGUAUAGCAC
Mesitornis unicolor (brown roatelo) is the source of this 1313-nucleotide messenger RNA. RefSeq names its product Wiskott-Aldrich syndrome-like (gene WASL). The record is from RefSeq and is a predicted model, not a curated record. Gene Ontology annotation, biological process: actin filament organization. The annotation marks the transcript as partial. NCBI's taxonomy places the organism in Eukaryota, Metazoa, Chordata, Aves, Mesitornithiformes, Mesitornithidae. Gene Ontology annotation, molecular function: actin binding. The transcript has 6 exons.